This is a messenger RNA of Nasonia vitripennis (jewel wasp), 1340 nucleotides long. RefSeq lists its product as uncharacterized. Bases 546 to 1196 code for a protein of 216 amino acids. The transcript is spliced from 3 exons. NCBI's taxonomy places the organism in Eukaryota, Metazoa, Arthropoda, Insecta, Hymenoptera, Pteromalidae. The record is from RefSeq and is a predicted model, not a curated record.
AUGACGUAAGUGCUCUCUGUACAUCCGUCAUUAAUUUGCAGUCUGUACUUAGGGAUACCCGAUUUGACUAGUUUGUAGUUCUGUUUUAACAAACAAAAAUGGAAUUUCAAUGAGUGUACUUAUAUUCAAAAAACAUAAUAUUGGUGCGAAAUCAUUAGAAACUGAAUCUCACCGUAACUUGAAAGACUGGCGCUUCGACUUCUACUCCAUCAUCCAAGAUACUCUGGAGUCACAAAGAAGAUAAUAUGUGUAAUCAAUCGCAUAACAAACGCUUUUUUUCGUAAAGAUCACAAAGUAGUUAUGAAAAAGUGUUCAAAGCAGAAAAUCUCACCUUCAGUGCACCUUCCGUCAGCCCGUGCAUCUUGCCCCUGUACGAUUUUUACCUUCUUAUCCCUUCGAUGCUCCUCUAUCGGCUUUCUUCAAAAGAUUUAGCGUCUCUCCGCACGACGUUGGCUAUUCCAAGCUUCAGGAAGAUCCUCUUGCAUUGCAAUGUCGGCAUAAUCUCAAAGCCGACAGCCGAGUGCAGUUCGUCACCGUGAGAGCAGAUGAUUUUACGCCGUUUUUUGUUUUUUUCCAAACUGCCGUCGCACACAAAUAAAGUUACAGAAAUGUCGAAAACCCCAGCACGAGGCUGGCUCGAGCCGAAAAAACAGACGGAACCACAUUCAGCCAAAAGCAAGCCGAUCGCUCGAGUUCGGCCUGUCAAUAUUGUUCCAUCUAUGAACGUCGUGACGGGGCCUCCGGCUUAUUCGAAUGCCACAGUUUUUCUGACAUCAACGUCGAAGCCCGCUGCGCCUCCGAAAGCUCAGAGGACACCGAAUAACGACCAGCCGAGAAGCUCGCAAGCGCACAAGACUUCGAAAGCUGCCGGUGGGCCUUCGAAAAGCAGUGGCAACGUCGUCAAAAUCGUCAAUAUUAACGUGAUCAAUGUUAAUAACGCCAGCGAUAAGUUAACGAAAUUGAAGCUGAGCAACGAAAGCAGCAGUAGCGUUAGCUGUAGUUCGAGAAACGACGUUAAACAAAAGCCAAAAGCAAGCCGGGCUCAUCAGCCUCAAAGCUCGCAAUCGGCGACACGAAAUACGCCCAAGACUGCUGGCAAGACUGCAGGAGUUAAGAAAAACGAAUCGAGCGGUCGUCGCCAAGGUGUCGUCGUCACGCAGAAACAAAGCUCAGUUUGCAGAAUUAUUAGUAAAUAAAGUGCGGGAAAGGCAGCGAAAUACGUGUAAGACUGCGCCAACAAAUGUUAAUAUAUAGUUAAGCUCAAUAAUUAAAGACUGUAGAGUUUAUAGUGUAAACGAAAUUAUAGAAUAUAUUAUUACAAUUAUUUAUACUACUCGCAA